This is a messenger RNA of Carica papaya (papaya), 1630 nucleotides long. RefSeq names its product myosin heavy chain-like protein. The record is from RefSeq and is a predicted model, not a curated record. NCBI's taxonomy places the organism in Eukaryota, Viridiplantae, Streptophyta, Magnoliopsida, Brassicales, Caricaceae.
GAAAUAGAAAAACCGCGGAAAGGAAAUUGCAGGACCCAUCGAAUUGCAGCUGAGAAGAGAGGGGAAAUCAUCGUCUUCGAUUCGUCGUCCCGUAUCUUUACCAUGGACGCGCACCACGCAUCUCUAGGUCGACGAACGUUGGAGGAAAUCCGCCAAAAGAGAGCGGCUGAGAGAUUGGGCAAGGCCGCUUCGGGACCGGAUCUGACCAAAGCUUCAAUCCCUAAUGAUGAUGAAGGAUUUAAAAAAUCAGAGAGUGGAAAUCGACUGUCUGAGACAGACAUUAGUGGUUUAGUAGCUCAGCUGAAAGAACUGCUGAAGAAGAAUUCGGAAUUAGAGGAGGAUAACAAACUAUUAUCCUCAAAGCUUCAAACAAAGGAAGACGAAAACAAAACACUUCAGACACGCUUAAAUGAGCUGGAACAGACCACUUUACCAUCUCUGAGGAAAGCUUUAAAGGAAGUUGCUAUGGAGAAAGAUGCAGCUGUUGUCUUACGGGAGGACCUUUCAGCACAACUUCGCACUCUCAAGAAACGUAUGAAGGAAGCAGAAGAAGAACAAUAUCGAGCUGAGGAAGAUGCAGCAGCCUUGAGAGCAGAACUAAAUUCAAUACAACAACAAGCAAUGAGUGGUCUGCAUAGUGGAAUUUCUUCUCCAGGAGUUUCGCUAGAUCAAAUACAAAAUUUGGAAAAUGAGUUGGCUGGUUUAAAGUCCCAAUUACAGCAAGAGUCAAUAUUAAGAAGGCAGGAGCAACAAAUUUUAAUGGAGGAGCAAGCUCGGGCUUCUGCUCUCAUGUCAGAAAAGCAAGAAUUGGAACAGAAACUUGCAGCUAUGUCCAGGAGGGCCUCUGAAGAAGUCACAGAAAAAAUGACUCAUAAGGCAUAUUCAGUGGAAGACAAAGAGAAAUUUGAGAAACAGUUACAUGACAUGGCUUUUGCGAUUGAGAGAUUGGAAAGUAGUAGGCAAAAACUUCUAAUUGAGAUUGAUAGUCAAUCAUCAGAAAUAGAGAGGCUUUUUGAGGAAAAUACGAAUCUAUCUUCUUCUUAUCAAGAGGCAAUCGGCAUAGCCAAGCACUGGGAGAAUCAGGUGAAAGACUGUCUUAAACAAAAUGAAGAGCUCCGUGAAAUCCUAGAUAAGUUGAGAACAGAACAGGCUAGUUUACUGUCUACGAACACUCAGAAGAUCAUGAGAGGCCUGGCGGUAAAUGAAACCAAUUCACAAUCAUAUGCAACUGAAAUCUUGUCUCUCAAGGGCCAACUUGCAAAAGAACAGAGCAGAGCUGAAGAGUUAUCUGCCCAAGUUAUGCAUCUAUCUGCUCAGGUCCAACAAACAACACAAGCAUAUAGUGGUCUUGCUCGCAUCUAUAAACCCAUUCUACGAAACAUUGAAAGCAAUCUUAUCAAGAUGAAGCAAGAUGGUAUUGUGACCGUGCAGUGAAUGUUGGGAGACACUUUCAAUUUUGUAAUUUGUAUAAAUACUAUGUCAAAACAUGUAAGCUUUUCUAUACUUGGUAUUCAUUACAAGCCAAUUCUUAAAACUAAUGACUUGAGUAGAGAAGAGGGUUAAACUUGGGGUUCAACUUCAACUCUUAUACCAUAGUUUGAAGAUUACAUGUUACUCCUGUGUUUGCAUA